This is a messenger RNA of Monoraphidium neglectum, 753 nucleotides long. RefSeq lists its product as hypothetical. The coding region runs from base 1 to 753 and encodes 250 amino acids. The record is from RefSeq and is a predicted model, not a curated record. The transcript is spliced from 4 exons. Lineage: Eukaryota; Viridiplantae; Chlorophyta; Chlorophyceae; Sphaeropleales; Selenastraceae.
AUGGCGGCACUGGCAACGCUGGAGUUGGGGGCGCAUUUCAUUGACGGCGAGGCCGAGGCGGUGUCUGGCGCGUCUGCUGACGAGGAGGACGAGGACGGCGCCACAGACCUGUCCGGGUUCAUCGCCAACAGCUGCAGCCCCACGCCUCGCACGACGGGCGCGGCCCGCAGGUCCACCCCCGAGAUCGCGCUCUACCAGCGGAUGAUGCUCAGCCAGACCCCCGCGGGCGGCUACAACAUACGCGACCUGUGGUCCCAGCUGCAGCUGGCGCCGGUUGCUGGGGCUGCGGGACUGCGCCAGCAGCGGCCAGGAGGUGGACAGGAGCCUCAGGAGCGGCCAGGGCAGCGGCAGCGGCGGCGGCGGCAGGCGGACGGCGCGGGGGUCGCGGUGCUGUGGAACAGUGGCAGCUGCGCAGGGGGCGCUGCCGGGCAGCGGCAGCGCAUGGGCCACUACGAGGGCAGCAGGGCGGGCAGGAGCGAGCCGGGCGGCAUGGUCGUUGAGCACAGCAGCAGCAGCGGUAGCAGCGGCAGCGGCAGCGGCAGUGGCAGCAGCGAGGGAGAGGACGGCAACGAGGACGAGUGCGCGGCCUGCGGCGACGGCGGGGAGCUGCUGCUGUGCGACGGCUGCCCCGCCGCCUUCCACCUGUUCUGCGUGGGCCUUGCGGCUGCGCCUGAGGGCGAGUGGCUCUGCAGGGACUGCCGGCGGGCGCGGAGCCGGCGGCGGCGGGCGGUGAUUGACGAUGGGUCAAGUUGA